Molecule: messenger RNA, 5267 nt
Organism: Hipposideros armiger (great roundleaf bat)
Lineage: Eukaryota; Metazoa; Chordata; Mammalia; Chiroptera; Hipposideridae
Gene: RTL9
Product: retrotransposon Gag like 9
Exons: 4
Coding region: 308-4321 (1337 amino acids)
Source: RefSeq, a predicted model, not a curated record
UACCCUCUGUUCCAUAUGACAGCCCUUCAGAGACUUGAAGACAGUGUGUGACUCUCCCUUGAGUUAAGAGCACAAGCUGAGUCAGACCGACCAGAGUGACAAGCCCAGCUCCACUCCCUCACAGCUGGGAGAGCCAAGCUGUCUGAAUGGCCUGGAGCCUCGCUGUCAAAUCCUAGCCCUGUGGCAGGGACACUGGUUGACAGAUUUCCCUCCAGGUCUCUGACACUGGGAUUUUCUUGCCAGUUGGGCUUCAGCAGGAUCCCUGAUAUCAUCACGCUAGGGGCUCCCUCCACACUAUCCUGUGGCCAUGGCAGAUAUGUCAAUAUCUUUGCAUUCAUUGCGAUUCAACAAUAUGCUGAGGGAGGAAAAUGACAACCCAAACAAGGGGAUGACCUUCUCUGGACCAAUGAUAGAGACCACAGAAGAGGUACAAAUUCUGCAUUCCCAUGUACAGCCUGUAGUCUCAACUUCAGUGUCAGACCCUAGAGGGAUGUCCACACAGCUGAUGACAUACCCAGACUUUGACCCCAUGUCCACACCUCUAAUGGGAGUACCAGACUCUGGAGAAUUGUGCCCACCACUAUUGCCAGACUCAGACUCUGAGGAACUGUCUCCAUUGCUAACACCAGCUUCAGAUUCGGAGGCACUGUCCCCAUUGCUAAUGCCAACCUCAGAUUCUGCGGCACUGUCCCCAUUGCUAAUGCCAGUCUCAGAUUCUGGACCACUGUCCCCGUUGCUGUCCACUUCAGACUAUGGACUUAUGUCCCCAGGGCUGAUGACAAUUCCUGACUUUGGAACAAUGUCCACAACACUAAUGGCAGCACCAGAUUCUGCAGAGAUAUCACCAUUGGCAAUGCCAAUUCCACCUUCUGGAAUGAUGGCUACACCAUUGAUGCGUGCUCCAGACCCUGGAGAGGUGUCCCCACCCUUAAUGCCAGAUAUAAACCCUGGGGUGAUGUCCACACAGCCAAUGUCAGCUCCAGGCUCUGAAGCAAUGUCACCAUUGCAAAUUACAGAUGAAGACACUGAAGCAAUGUCCAAAGUGCUAAUGACUGCCCUGGCCUCUGGAGAGAUAUCUUCACUAAUAAUGUCAGGCACAGAUGUUGAAUCUAUAUCCUCACUAAUAAUGUCAUCCCUAGCUUCUGGAGCAACGUCAACCCAUCCAACCAGCACCCAAGACUCUGGGGAAAUGUCGAACCAACUGAUGUUAGGCCCAGACUCUGAAGUAGUGUCUUCAGAGCUAAUGUCAACUCCCGGCUCUGGAGCAAUGUCCACACCACUCCUGUCAAGUCCAGAUGCUGGUGAACUGUCCACAUUGCCAAAGCCAGCCCAAGAUGCUGAAGCACUGUCCCCACUGCUAAUGACAGCCCUAACAUCUGGAGCGAUGCACCCACAGUUAACACAACAUCUAGGUGCUGAAAGCAUGCCUACUCCACAGAUGAGAGCAACAGCCUCUGGGGGGAUGGCCACACUGCCAGCGAGAGCCUCAGACCCUGGAGCAAUGUCCACCGAACUGAUGACGGUCACCACCUCUGGAACAACAUCCAUGGAGCGAAUGUCAACUGCAGCCUCUACAGUGGUGUCCACACAGGUAACAACGGCCAGAAGUUCUGAAGGAAGAUCCACAGGAUUUUUGAAAGCCACCACCAAUGGGGCAAUGUCCACACCACAAGUAAGAGCCCCAGCUUCUGGAAUUAUGUCUAUGCUGCAAAGGAGAGCUCCAGAUUCUGGAGCUCUAGCCACACAGCCAGUUACUGCCCCAGCCGCUGAAACAAUUCCCAUGCUACAACGGACAGCCCCAACCUCUGGGUUAAUAUCCACACUACAAAUAAGAGCUCCUGUCUCUGGAGCAAUGUCCAUGCCACAAAGGAGAGCUACAGCCUCAGCAGUGACAGCUGUACCACAAACGAGAACCCCAGCCUCUGGAGCAAUGUCCACCCCACUGAUGACAGCCAAAGCCUCUGGAGCAAUGUCUGCACUGUUCACGAGAGACACAGUCUCAGGAGUGAUGUCCACGCCACAAAUGAGAGCUAUGGCCUCAGGAGCAUUGUCCAAGCCACCAACAGCAUCCACAUCCUCAGAAGCAAUGUGUAUGCAGCAAGUGAUGACUGCUGCUUCUGGAGAGAUAGCCACAAUGCUAAUGAGAGACACAGCUUCUGGAGCCAUGUCCAUGCCUCAGAUGACAGACACCCCCUCUGCAGGGAUGUCCACACCACACAAGACAACCUCAGCCUUUGCAAAUGUGUCCGUGCCUCUAAGGAGAGCUCCAGGCACUGGAGCAAUGUCCACAGUACUAAUGAAAGCCACAGCCCCUGGAAAGAUGGCCCGGCAGCCAAUGAGCACCCAAGACACUGGAGGGAUGUCCAGGUCACUCAUGAGAUCUAUCACCUCUGGAGGGAUGGCCCCACUGCAGAUGCAAGCCUCAGAUGCUGAAAUGGUGUCCACACCAAGAAUGAGAGCCCCAGCCUCGGGGGUAUUGUCCACAUCACUAAUGAGAGCCUCAGACCCUGGAGAGAUGAGACCCCCAGAACUUGGAGAGAUGUCCUCACUGCUCAUAAGAGCUUCAUCCUCUGGAGAAAUGUCCCCACCACUAAUGAGACCCCCAGCUUCUGGAGAGAUAGUCACACCUCUGAAAACCCCAGCUUGUGGAGUGAGGUCUACUCCACAAAUGACAACCACAGCUUCUGGAGGGGUUUCCAUGCCACAAAUGAGGGCUCCAGUCUCUGGAACCAUGUUCACACCGCUCAUGAGAUCCACAGCCUCUGGAGUGAUGUGCAUGUCUCAAAUGACAGCCACGGCCUCUGGAGGGGUGUCCAUACCACUGAUGAGAACCCCAACCACUGGAGCAGCAUCCACACCACAAAUGAUUCCCAUGGCUUCUGGAGAGAUGUGCCCACUGUCGAUGCAAGCUCCAACUUCUGGAGCGAUGUCCCCACCAUUAUUAAGGGCUCCAGACUCUGGAAUUAUUUCCACACCACUAAGGAGACCCUCAGCCUCUGAAGAUGUGUCCACAAAGUUAAUGAGAGCUCCAGCCUCUGGAAAGAUGUCUACCGGACAAAUUACAGCUGUGGCCUCUAGAGGGAUGUCCAAAACAUUUAGGAAAGCCACAGACUCUGGAACAAUCCCCAUGCCAUUGAUGUCAGCAAUGGCUUCUGGAGAGAUGUCUAUGCCACUAAUGAAUAGCAUGGCCUCUGGGGCAAUGUCAGCACUGCAAACAAGAGUCGCAAGUUCUGGAUCUAUGCCCUUGCCACAAAAAACAUAUUCAACUUCCAGAGGGAUACUUGCAUCACCAAUGAGAGCCUCAGCUUCUGGAGCAAUGUCCACACCACCUAUGAGAGCCACAGCCUUUGGAGAGAUGUCCACACCACUAAUGAGGACCCAAGACCUGGGAGCCAUGUCCACACCACAAAUGGCAGCCGCAGCCUCUGGAAUGAUGUCCAGUCUGGACAUCAAAGCAACAGAUUCUGGAGAAACAUCUGCCUCUCACAUCAACAUCACGGCCUCUGGAUCAAAGUCCACACCACACGUGACUGCCAUAACCCCUGAAACAAUGAACCCACCACCAAAGGAAGUUCCAUCCUUUGGCAUGCUGACCCCAGCACUCUGUUACCUCUUAGAAGAGCAAGAAGCAGCCCGGGGUUCAUGCUCUGAGGAGGAAGAGAUGGAGAUUGAUGAGGAGAAGCAAAUGAAAGGAUUUUUGGAUGAUUCAGAGAAAAUGGCGUUUCUGGUGUCUCUUCAUCUGGGGGCAGCAGAAAGGUGGUCCAUCUUGCAGAUGGAGGUAGGAAAACCCCUCUCAGAUGAAAACAAGUCUUUCCUGAGACGAUCACAGGGCUUAUAUGACUCUCUCUCUGACAUAGACAUCCUCAGUGCUGUUCUUUGCCAUCCCAAGCAGGGCCAGAAGUCAGUCAGGCAGUAUGCCACUGACUUCCUGCUGCUGGCUCGACAUUUGUCUUGGUCUGAUGCCAUUCUACGGACCAGGUUUCUGGAAGGACUCUCGGAAGCUGUUACCACAAAAAUGGGCAGGAUCUUCCUGAAGGUGGCCGGCAGCCUAAAGGAGCUGAUAGACAGGUCUCUCUACACCGAGUGCCAGCUGGCUGAAGAGAAGGAUUCCCUGGGCAGCUCCAGCCAGGUUCUGCCGUCAGCCUGUAAGCGGAAUAAUGAGGAGGCAAUGGAGAAUGAACAGAACUCUCAUCAGACUGAGGAGCACCAGCAUGCUCCCAAACGCUGUUACUACCUGAAAGAGCAUGGAGACCCCCAAGAAGGUCUGCACGACCACCUUCGACAAAGCACAGGCCAUUGGAAGGCCCCCACCAACAAAUAAUGUUUCCUGGACUCUUCUGUGAUAUUUGACUCGGCUGCUAACUUGAGGACUGGUUCCUGGACCCAUUCCAUUCAAUUACAUCAUAAACCUUGUGGCCUUCCCCUUCAGCCUCCCCCUCCAGGCACAUCCCACCCUACCUUCCACUUGGCUGAUUGGCCUUUUCUUUCACCCCAUAUGCCUGUGACCUGCCCAGACAACCAGAGUGUGGAAUUCAAGAGUGUUUGGUGUAUGAGGUUCCGAACUCCCAUCACCAUUGAAGUCCGUUUUAGUUCUUGGUUCGGGAAGAUGUUUAGGCAGGAGAAACCAUAUCCAACCUCAAAACACUUUAGAGUGUCUUGCCACGUGUCAUCAGGCAAAUUUCAGGAUAUUCUGGUACCCAUUUUACCUGGCAGGAGAGCCUAUAAGGAGAGUGAUGUCCACUCUUAUACAACCGUUUUCACCCGUAGACUUGCCCUUAUAUGCCCCAACUCAUAACAUCUAAAGUGGGUCUCCAAGGUUCUUGCCCUGUUUAUAGUCUCCAUCCUGAACCAUUUGUUUUGACCCAUAGUAAUAAUCGUAGUAAUGGAUAACACUUGUUGAUUAUGUACUCUGUGACAGGCACUGCACUAAAUCUUUGACAAGCACCAUCUCACUACAUUCUUACCAUAACCCAACUUGUUCUUGUGUUGUCACCUUCUGACCUCUUAAUCUGUUGUGUGUAGCUCUUGUCUUGUCCUUCAGUGUCAAAUCUCUAGCUCUGACCUCUGGGUGACCCCCUUAGUUGUUAGUUGCUCUCACUGCCCUUGGCUAUUGUGCUUCAUGGCCAGCACUCUUGAUAAGGGUCUUGGUCUUUUAACAGGCAUAGAUAGAACAUAAUAUGAGCAGUGUUUGCCUUCAGGUGGUGGAAUUAUGGGUGUUUUUAUUUCCUUCUUUCUACUUCUCUGUACUUUCCAGAUUCUCUACAGUG